UUUGAAACCAAAAAAUCGUGAUUCUCAUUUUAUCUAGAAUCGUGCAGCUCUAGAAAAUGGCUAUUUUUGCUUAUAACUUUUGAAUGCCUUGUCCUAAAAUCAUGAGGAAAUCAUGGUCUCCUUAGAUUCCUUGAGGCAUGCCGAGUUGAACGAUAUCAAAGCCUAUAGUCUUUGAUGAUAUCCAAUUUUCUUUGGUCGGCCAUUUUGAAUUUUGCAUAAAAUGCUGUGUUUUACGAACGCAUGAACGUAUCGUUACGAAACUUGGUGUAAUUCAUUGAGGCUAGUUACCUCAAUGUUCUGAGAAGACCUGUAAAGUUUUAGGUCAGCGCACCCUAGUGGUCAAGAGAUAUAAUGAAAUUUAUGAAAAUGUUUAUAACAUGAAAAAUUAAACAUAUUGCCAUUUAACUUACAUUAGAUUUCUUGGCUUAUGCCGAGUCCUAUGAUACCAAAUUUGCCAUAUUCUACCAUACUUAGUGUCCGCCAUAUUUAAUUUUAUUAAAAACCUACUUUUUCAAACUCCUGCUACAAAAAUUGCCAGAUUUGUACGAAAUUUGGUAUGUAGCAUCUACAGACACUCAUGACAAAAAGUUAUUGAAAGAUUUUUGAUAGACCCAACCAUUGUUUUAUACUGCGUCAACAAAUUUGACUGCGAGUACGCCAAAAUUGCUAUGUGGCUGUAUCUUUGCAAAAAUGUUGUAUAUUCACAUGAAACUUGGUACAUGUCAUCACAGUUAUGACUUGAGGAUGCAUGCAGUUUCGUCAUAGCGCCACCUACUGCUCAGAAGUUAUAAACCAUGUUAUUAUGUUAUUAGUGCUUUAACUGAUGUAAUUUAAACAGCUUAAUCCUAACCUCAUGAUCACAGAUGUCCACAAAUAUUUCCUUUUCUUCCCUUAUUCGGCUUGACCUCGUAAUUGCUGCUUGCAGCUAUAUUUUAAUAAUAAUUAUUAUGUCUAUAUUAGCUUUUUUAUAUUUUCAGUUUGCAUUUUAAUUUUUGUUGUGUGCUUAAAUAUUUUUAUUUUAGUUUAGUUUUAGUCAUUUUAAUUCUUCAAUUCAAAUUUAUUUCAGGCAACAUUUCUCAUUUUAAGUUUUUUUAAGUUUAAAUUUUUCAUAUUUGUAUUUUACUUGAUUUUUGCUUUAUUUCAAUUCAUUUAUGAUUUUAAUUAACAAUAACAAUAAAUGCUCUUCUUACCAUUAUAAGAGUGCUAAUUGUCCAUAUAGUUUUAAGAGAUUAAAAUGUUAAACAAAUGACAGCAGCUCUUUGUCUGAAAAAGAAGAAUAGUUUUGGCUUCAGAAAGCAGAAAGCUGUUGUUCCCAGAUGAUCUUAUGAUCUAAAUUUGAUCUCAUUUCUCUUUUCAGAUUCUCUAAUGAAUCAUGUAUGAAACACAGCAGUAUGACAGCCCACCUCAGUACAGUCCACACUACAUUGCCCCAUCAAAUAUGUACACAUCCAGAAGUUUCUACUCUCAACGGAGCGAGUAUGGCUUAUAUUCUUCAGUGCCUGAUGCUCCUCAAACGGAGGGAAACCCUCAGCAUUUCUACAGAUGGUUCUCACCACCUGGCAUCGUGAAAACAAUGGAGGGACUGACCGCUCUGCUCUGUUUUGUUAUUUUCGCCUGUGUUGCUUCCACUCUAGUUUGGGAUAUGCAUGGUUACGAGGGCAGCAUCGGGGCCUAUGUUGCUGGAUCUGGGGGCUAUGGCAUGGGGUCUGGGUACUAUGGAGGAACCUAUGGCUAUCAAAGCUCUUACAUGACACCCUACUCAGCAAAGUCAGCCAUGAUUUCAAUGGCAGCCCUUAAUUUUGUAGUAUCUUUGGCCAUCCUAGUGACUAGUUUCUCAAAGGUAUGGUGUGUGCGCGGAAAAACGUUUUACCUGACAGUUUUUGUGGUGGACGUGGUUCUGGCAAUUCUUCAGUGUGUUAUAGAUAUCAUAUUCGUCAUUGGGGUGAAUCCCAUGGCCCAGAGUUCACAAAGCAUCUUGUACAACCCCAUCCUGAUGAUGUGUCAGACCUCAUUAGGGAAUCCCAGCAUCAGUGCUGGAGCCGGCACAGGCUUUCCGGGUGCAUAUCCAUCCUUUAAUCGAUAUCUCUAUCACUACUGCUUCAUGGAUCCUGAGGAGGCUGUGGCUCUGGUUUGUGGGCUGUUUGUCAUGAUUGCUCUGGCUGUUGCAGCCUAUUUUGCCUAUAAAACUCGAAGCAAAAUAUGGCGUCAUGGCAAACCUAAUAUCUAUUGGGAAGAACCACCUAUCCUCCGAACAGAUAGGAGCCAGAAUACACAAGAUUGGCGACGCACUCAAUACACCCCCACUGUGGUUUUAUCAGAGAAGGCUUCCCCUCAUCUGAAAGCAGAGAACAGCUUCACCUCCUACACUGAGGGAACAGUGAGCGUCUACAGCGAGGCUGCAUACAAAAGCAAUGUGUAUUCUGAGAAUGUGAACAGUUGCUCCCCAGAGCCGUUAUACCAGAAUCAGUGGAUGAGCUCCUGCCCUGUAGAGGAGGUUGAAGUGCAGAGCAGCUCAGUUCAAGAGAAACCUGAAACAUACGAUGUUGAGGAUGUUCUCUGUGAGACAGGCUACACCACUGGUGGAGAUUCAGCUACUGAAUUAGACACAUAUGAGUUGGAGGACUCUUAUUCAGAAAUUACAACAGAUGAACAGCGCAGACAGUACAAGAAACAGUUUGAUGUCACCCUUUCUGUUUACAAGAACCUUCGUGCAGAAAUGGAUGAUAUCAGUGAUCAAAUGAAUGAACUGAGCCGAGAGCUAGACACCCUCCAUGAGGAGUCCACCAAGUUCCAGGCUGUAGCUGAUGAAUAUAAUCGACUCAAGGAUCUGAAGCGGUCUCCAGAAUACCAGGCCAAGAAGCUCCGGUGUAAGAAACUGAGGCAGGAACUGUGUCAUAUCAAGCAACUAGUGAAAAAUUAUGACAGAGGCUUUACAAGGAGAGAGAAGACUAAUGUUUCUGAUCCUCAGGAUUUCUUUGUCUGAAACUGUACACAUGUAUGCAUACACUGUAUAUGUCACCAUUGGUAUAGACUUCUAAAAGCUGAGUAAGUUGUGGCUGUAAAGAGGUAUUGUAAAUAUUUUAAAUUUUCCUGUAAAAUUCAGAUUUUUCCACUGCAACUUUGUAAUUUGAUAAGUAACAGGCAAAAAAGUCUAAGUACACGACUCAAUGUAUGAUACUUUUGUUUAAUCAAGCUGUCAUACACAAGUAUUUAAAAAGACAAAGAUAUUAAAAUGAAAACUGUA
Ctenopharyngodon idella (grass carp) is the source of this 3244-nucleotide messenger RNA. RefSeq lists its product as uncharacterized. Gene Ontology annotation, molecular function: cis-regulatory region sequence-specific DNA binding. The record is from RefSeq and is a predicted model, not a curated record. Gene Ontology annotation, cellular component: membrane; transcription elongation factor complex; bicellular tight junction. Gene Ontology annotation, biological process: positive regulation of transcription elongation by RNA polymerase II; bicellular tight junction assembly; snRNA transcription by RNA polymerase II. NCBI's taxonomy places the organism in Eukaryota, Metazoa, Chordata, Actinopteri, Cypriniformes, Xenocyprididae. The coding region runs from base 1373 to 2983 and encodes 536 amino acids. The transcript has 7 exons.